GCCCACCAGCGGCCUACACUCCGCCUUCCGCCAUCAUGGCCGCGCAUGCGCACUGCCCACCUGCGGCCUAGUCCCCGCCUUCCGCCAUCAUGGCCGCGCUGUGCGACCCCCCCGGUGCGGGCAGCCCCCCCCGGACCCCGAUCAGCCCCCAGGACCUUUCCCAUGAGCUCAAGGCCUUCCUGACCGGCUCGGACCCGACUUUAGGCACCCCCUUAUCCCCCCCUGACCACGCUCGUUGUGCCCUCCGUCUCCUCCGCCGCCUCCCGGCCGCCCGUCACGCCGUCCUCCAACACCUCGCCGGCCUCUUUGACGACCACGUCAGCUCCCACCUCCGCCUCCGUUCCGAGCUCCAUCCCCCCCCGCCUCCAUCAUCCCCCCCAUCAGCCCUGACCGAGGUGAUCCACGAAGCCCAACGUCUCCUCUUGGCCUUUAUCAAAGCCAAACCCAACGCGUGGGCUCCUCUAUUGGCCGCGUGGGCUGUAGAGCUGCUGGGGCAGCUGAGCAGUAAAUACUCGAGCCGACAUGGAGCUCGUGGGCUCAACGAGCUGCUGCAGCUCUGGAUGUCGUGCGAAUCCACCCGCACCCUGAUGGAGAUCUACGCUCAAUGCCUGGCUGCUCUUAUUGCGACCUGCCCCGACGCAUGCGUGGAUGCAUUGCUGGAUACAUCGGUUCAACACUCCCCCCAUUUCGAUUGGGUUGUGGCUCAUAUCGGAGGCUCCUUCCCCGGUACCAUCAUCAGCCGGGUUCUGUCCUGCGGCCUCAAGGACUUUUGUGCCCAUGGGGACGCAGUGGUUGCAACGGGGGCUGCAGACAAACGCGUCCCCAAAUUGGCUUCAGUUGUUGGGAUCCUGGGUCACUUGGCAUCUCGACACGGAGCCAGCAUCAAACAGGAGCUGCUGCGGAUGUUCCACGAGGGUUUAAGCCCAGGGCAGCACAAAGGCACCGUCCCCUUUUUGCUGCAGUUGGCCUUAAUGUCCCCCCCAUUGCUGGGCACGGUGGCUGCGGAGCUGGUGGAGUCUUUAAAGCCUGCGGUGCUCAACCAGCUGCACCAACGCUUCUCUCCUUUACCUCGAGAUGAACUGGAUGCCACCGUGUCCCUCCUGGUCCGUCUCAUUUGCCAAACCUCCUGCGGCGCAUUCCGCACGUUGCAAUUCCUGCUGGAUACCGCCAUGCCGGCCUCCGUUAUCACCCCUCCGGGCUUGGCCCUUCACGACGGCGUCCGCGAGGCCUGCGACCGCCUGGUUGCGUUGCUGCUGCUGCAGCUGCAGAAGCUGGUUCACAACCGACCCGCCCCAUCCCUCAGCGACGGCCCGCAGCGCUGCAUCCCCUUCCUUGAAGCUCUAAGGGGUCGCGUAGGGGAGCUGUGCAUUGAGACGCUGCGGCUGGAGAGGAAGCGUUACCUGUGGCUGCAUCAGCUGCUGGGGCUGCUGGCUGUGUAUGCAGCCCCGCAUGGCGCCCCCGAGGCUCUAUUCCACCUCUUGGCUGCAGCUAAAGGCCAGGAGGAGCUGGCUCUGGCUGCACAGUUGCAUGCGGUGCUGGCUGCAAGCUUGGCCGACCUCCCCGCAGCCACCGCAGCGCUCUGCGUGCGGCAGAUCCAUGCGGGCGCAUUGCCUGCGCCGCAGUUAGCGCGGCUCCUGCGCAACCUGGCUGCGGUGGCUGCGGAUGAAGGCGCAGACGAAGCUGCAUCGUUGGGUGCUCAGCUGGCACCCGCAUUAGCGUCGCAUCUCCCCGAGCUGGCCCGGCUGCUGCUGCACCCUGCGCCCGACGCAUGCGAAGCCGCUGCAUUGCUGCUCUGCUCGCUGCCACCCCCGCGCGGCCUCCGUCCCGCGCAGCUGCAUGCGGCUCUGCGUGCAGCCGUGCAUCAUUUCUUCCUUGCAUUACGUCGUGCAGGUUGCGAUGGCGGAUCCGGGCUAUGCAACGCAUGCAAGCUGCUGGAAAAGCUGAGCUCGGGUUCGCCCAGCGCAGGUCGUGCUGCAUUGCAGCUGCUGGUGGAGGGGGCGCUGCGGGGCCGCAAUGCGCAGCUGUUUGGCGGCGAUGCAGCAGGAGAAGGAGGAGGAGGAGGAGGAGGGGGGUGCAAUGAAUGCGACGCUGCAUCUGCUGCAUCGUUAUUAGCCACCAACCGGCGCUUUACGGCCGCAGUCGAUUUCUCCGCCGGCGUCUGGUCGGUGUUUCACGCCGGCGUCAUCGGCCACGGCUUAAAGAUGGAAUCAGACCCUCCAUCAUGCAGCCAAGACGAGGUGAAUCGCAAUAUAUAUGUAUUUAUUAACGUCCUGCUGCGCUGCUGCCGCGCCGCAGAGCCCAACCCCCCUCCACCCCCAUGCAUCAGCCCCGAUGCAGCCAAAGCCGUUGCAUCGGCCUUAGUGGACAGCGUGUGCCCUGCAGCCGCAGCUGCAGCGGGUGGGGAGCUGUGUUGGCCGCCGGAGGAGCAAGCACGCAGCACGGUGGAGCGCGACCUGCGCAUCCUGCGGCGCUUCAAGCAGCAGCCAUUACUGUUCCCAUUGCUGCGGGUGGUCGCAAUGGGGCGCCCCGCUCUGUGUUAUUGCUCCGUGUUACUUAGGGGGCUGCUGGCCACGCUCAUGGCGCAUUGGGAUGCGUGUCGGCAUGCGGAUACUGCAUCAUCCCCGUGGCAUCUACAUGCGUCGUGUGCAUUAGUUGCAUGCAUGGCUGAGGGUUCAUUGCUGCCUCCGGUGCUGGGGGAGGUGCAGGAGUUGUUUCCAUGCUUGGCUCCGUUCGAGGUGCGGCUGCUGCUGCUCAGUGUAUGGGAGUAUCUACGCGAGCACAGCCCCCUGCCCCAGAGAUUCAGCUUCCAGCCCCAUAGAGGGAUGUUCCAAAGGGAUUUUGCCAGGGAAGGGGAUCCCGCAAAGUAUUUGGUGCCGUUGCACAGCGUCCUGCAUCGCAACGUGGAACGGCUCGGGCUGCUGGCGGGGAGGUUCCGCACGUGAUUGGAAAGGGGGGGGGGGGGGGGGAUGG
Messenger RNA from Coturnix japonica (Japanese quail), 2970 nucleotides. NCBI's taxonomy places the organism in Eukaryota, Metazoa, Chordata, Aves, Galliformes, Phasianidae. The record is from RefSeq and is a predicted model, not a curated record.